AUGUCUACUAUCCCGACUACUGCUCAGGCGUGGCGCUUCCCUGUUGACCAAAAGAGUUGGAACGGCCACAAGAGCCUCGAGCUCCGCGAAGUUAAAAUCACUCCUCCCAAGCAAGGAGAGGUUCUGGUGAAGCUACGCGCGGCUGCUCUUAACUACAGGGUGUUUGAUGCCAAAGCUCUCCUCCCGAUCCCAGCUCACCUUUCUUACGAAGAGGCUGCCACCAUCCCAUGUGCAGCAUUGACCGCAUGGCACUCGUUAUUUGAAAAGCGACCCGUCACCAAAGAUUCGACCGUGCUGGUACUUGGCAGCGGAGGAGUUUCCGUCUUUGGCGCGCAGCUUGCCAAGGCCGCGGGGGCACGGGUCAUUGCUACUACUUCAAGCAAGGAGAAGGCGGCCAAGUAUAAGGAUUUGGGAGUUGACGAUAUCAUCAACUACCGAGAGGUGCCUGAGUGGUCAAACAAGGUCAGAGAGUUGACUGAAGGUAAAGGUGUCGAGCACGUCCUUGAAGUUGGCGGACAGGGCACCCUCAUGCAAUCCAUCAAGUCUGCCAAACGCGAAGGCUUAGUACAUGUUAUCGGCGCCGUUGCGCAGGGUAACCCAGGUGGCGAAACCAUCCAAGACCUGGCCAUGACGUUGUUAUUCGGACAGGCCUUGAUCGCCGGAAUCGUGGUCGGAAGCAAGGCAAUGUGCGAGAGGUUGGACGCAUUCAUGGCUGAGCACAAGAUUAAGCCAGUUAUUGAUCGUGUAUUUGGUUGGACCGAGGUGGUCAAUGCGUUGGACUACCAGCUCAGUGGUUCCCACUUUGGAAAAAUCGUCGUCAAAAUCGACUGA
Rhizoctonia solani is the source of this 831-nucleotide messenger RNA. Its product is annotated as Zinc-binding dehydrogenase. Lineage: Eukaryota; Fungi; Basidiomycota; Agaricomycetes; Cantharellales; Ceratobasidiaceae. The record is from RefSeq and is a predicted model, not a curated record. Gene Ontology annotation, molecular function: oxidoreductase activity. The transcript is spliced from 4 exons. The coding region runs from base 1 to 831 and encodes 276 amino acids.